AUGAUUUUCAUCUUAGUAAUGGACAAGAAAAAGAAAAAGCGUAAACAAAAACAAACAACAUUCUCUCCUCUGCAACAACAAAAUGGUAUUCCAAUUCUCAACAAUAAUUCUCCUCAAAAUGGUAAUCAAAUAAAUAAUGCUGAACAACAUCAUUAUCAUCAUGAACAUCCUUCCAUCACAAAUGAAUCAACACGUUAUGCUCAAACUCGUUUCCCAUUUCCACCUUACAUAUUACGUUUUAAAUCUGGAAAGGUGACAGCAAAUCAAGUUAAGGAAGGUAUAAUUGUUUAUGGUAAAAAAAAUUAUCAAGUGGAAAUUCAAGUUGCUAAUUGCCGACUGUCGAAUUUUACUAAUAACAAUAAUGAAUAUGAUAUACUUCUUUUUAUCAAAGAUGUUUUUUCUUUUUCGCAUUUAUUAGAUCAAUGUCAUUGGCCUAGUAUGUUUGGUAAUGAAAUUUAUUCAUUUCCUUCCUUUCCAUCUAUUCCUCCACAACUUUGUUUAUUAAUAAAAAAUGUCGAUUUACGUUUGGACUUUGGUGAAUUUUGUUCAGAUGUUAAAGCACUUUAUCCUCAGGUAAAAAAUGUUAUUAGGAUGAAAAAGAAACUACAAAACAACAUCAAAUUAGUCAAAUUAGAACUUACUUCACCAUCAGCUAGAAAAGAAUUAUUAAAUAUGAAAAAAAUAACAAUUAACUAUAUUACCUAUGAUAUUGAUGAAUAUCUUGCAUCAGCUACUGUUCUCAUCUGUUCAAAGUGUUUGGCUAUUGGACACUUUAAAUGCAAGCAAAUAAAGAAUACAUGUAAAACAUGUGGUGAACAAUAUGUUGAUCCUAAAGAUCAUAAUUGCUCACAAAUGGAUAAAUGUAUACGUUGCCAACAAAAUCAUAAAUCAAAUUCACUUAAAUGUCCGGUGGUGAAAUCCUUUCGCGCCGAAUUAACUAAAAAAUUGUUAAACUUGAAUGAUCAUACCGCAGCACCAGGAUCAAACAACAACAUCAGACCAUUUUCUUAUAAUACAACUGAUUUUCCAUCUCUUCCAACACAACAAGCAACAACAAUUAGCCCGAUGAUGAUGAAAUUAGAUGAUUUAAUUAUGAAAAUGUCUGAAGUGAAAGAUCAUCUAGCUAAUUUAGCAUUAAAACAUGAUAAAUUUGAACAGUUUAUAUUAGAAAAAAAUCAGAAUGACGAACGUGUUAAUGAAAAUAUAAAUGUUCUAUGUAAAUCUGUUCAUGAAUUACAAAAGGAUGUUAUUCAACAUAGUUUAUUAAUUGAACGUCAUGAAAAUGUAUUCAUGAAAUUACUAUUCGCCACGUUUGAAAAUUUAUUUAAUGUUAUUGCUGCUCAAAAUCAAGAUAACAAAGGAAACCCACUUGAUGUUGAUCUUAAAUGUAAACUAGAACGUUAUCGUAUACAAAUGAAAAAAGCAAGAGAAGGUAAACAAUUCAUUCAUUAA
Molecule: messenger RNA, 1452 nt
Organism: Rotaria sp. Silwood2
Lineage: Eukaryota; Metazoa; Rotifera; Eurotatoria; Philodinida; Philodinidae
Source: the annotation of a GenBank genome assembly